Messenger RNA from Panicum virgatum (switchgrass), 1093 nucleotides. RefSeq names its product probable WRKY transcription factor 66. Gene Ontology annotation, biological process: regulation of DNA-templated transcription. The coding region runs from base 207 to 1055 and encodes 282 amino acids. The transcript has 2 exons. NCBI's taxonomy places the organism in Eukaryota, Viridiplantae, Streptophyta, Magnoliopsida, Poales, Poaceae. Gene Ontology annotation, molecular function: DNA-binding transcription factor activity; sequence-specific DNA binding. The record is from RefSeq and is a predicted model, not a curated record.
ACUGGCUCCGCAUCUCGCUCCGCGCGCCCUCCUCGGCUUUCGGCGGCUCCAGCCCGCUGGCCACAGAGACGACCUGUCCUGCAGUCCUGGUGGCUGGUGCUGGACUUGGUGGGAAGCCGACGAGCGACCCGCGAGAGUGCGUGAGGCAGCCCGGCCGGCGGACGCACCCAGGCAGCGAGCGCAGCAGCCUCACGCUUGGGCUCAGCAUGGCGCUGGACACCCCGGCCGCCGUGGUGCUGGAGCUCAUGACCAUGGGGCAGCAGUCCGCGGAGCACCUCGGGGACCUGCUCCGGGCCGCGUCCCCGGCGUCGCCGCACCAGGAGCUCGCCGCCGAGAUCCUCCGCUGCUGCGGCCGCGUCAUCGACGCGCUCAGGGCCACCAGCGGCGCCCGGAAGAGGAAGGCGGCCGAGUACCAAGCGCCGGCGCCAGGAGCCUGGUCUCCUCCUCCGGGGCCGCCGCCCAAAAGAAGGGGUCGCGGCGCGGAGGCCGUCAAGGAGGUGGUGACGAGCGUCACGACGGUGGACGGCUUCAUCUGGCGCAAGUACGGGCAGAAGGACAUCAACGGGCGCAAGCACCCGAGGCUCUACUACCGCUGCGCGCACCGCCAGCAGGGCUGCAACGCCACCCGGCGGGUGCAGCGGACGCGGGACCACCCCGCGGCCUACGAGAUCGCCUACUACGGGGAGCACACGUGCCGGGGCGCCACCACGGGCCACCCGCAGGGAGGGGCGCCGCCGCCCGCCGUCGUCGACUUCGGCUCCAGCUCCUUGGGCUCCGCCGACGCGGCGUCCUUGUCGCAGGGGCAGCAGGGGGGCUGGUCGCCGCCGUCGGUCUCGGCGUCGCCGUCGUCGGAGGCGGGGCUCGAGCUCGAGGGCGCCCACGCGCACGAGUGGGAGUGGCACGACGCGGCGACGAUCGACGAGCUGAUCGGAGCGGCUCCUUGCUACGGUUCGGAUCCGGUGACGGAGUUCCUUGACGGGUGCCUCGGCUGGGAGGCCGUCCUCAACGAUCCCCUCGACUUCGCUGGUCUCCAUCGCAUUGCUACGUUUCAGUAGCUCUAGCAGCUCAGAGUUUUCAAACCAAAAAAAAAAAA